Molecule: messenger RNA, 947 nt
Organism: Aspergillus campestris IBT 28561
Lineage: Eukaryota; Fungi; Ascomycota; Eurotiomycetes; Eurotiales; Aspergillaceae
Product: esterase/lipase family protein
Exons: 3
Coding region: 1-915 (304 amino acids)
Molecular function (GO): hydrolase activity, acting on ester bonds
Source: RefSeq, a predicted model, not a curated record
AUGCAUGCGUUCGAUAAACUACGGAGGAAGUUCAGGAAGAAGACUACCGGCAAGAGUGCUGCUGCUCGAAAUGAAGUGGGAGGUGCUGCUGGUAAGGUGAAACCCUCGAACUCGUCCAGUUCGGCCCAUAAUCUCGUAUCUUCAAUCACAAAUUUGUUUCCUGGGAACAAAGUCAAGGGCAUUAAAGUUUUACAUGCCCCGCCCAAGCCUGAUGUGGAUAUCGUCUUUCUCCACGGCCUCACAGGCCGCGCCGACAAAACAUUUUUUCAUACCAAGACACAGAAAUACUGGCCCGUGAAUUUACUCCGACGAGAUCUCCCCAAUGCUCGCAUCCUCUCCUUUGGGUACCAUGCGGAUCUCGGUAGAUCUUUUCGGCCGGUUGGGCAAAACACCCUCGAGAGUCACGCCUCAAACUUGGUCAAUGACCUAGCCCGUGUAAGAGAAGCUGAUGAGUCUGAAGUACCUCAAGAGAUCAUUUUCGUUGCCCAUAGUCUGGGCGGGCUCGUGGUGAAAAAGGCGAUGGAAGUUUCUGAACAUUCCGCCGACGAACACUUGAUGCAGAUUGAAAAAGAGACAGUGGGCAUUGCUUUCUUGGGCACCCCUCAUCGCGGAGCAGAUAUUGCCCCUUUCACCGACGCUAUUGCCAAUAUCGUAAAAAUCUCAGGCGUAAGAACCAACGCCAAGAUUCUCGAUACGCUUGAGAGAAACUCUCAGGUCCUUGGAGGGGUCGAAACCUACUUCGAUAAUUGGAUAAGAAAAAACAAUGGCCGUAUUAGGCUGGAUAUGGCACGGUUUUCGAGGGUAGAGGACGACGGGUACCAGCGCAUCAGUGGGGAGCUCAAGAGAUGGACACGACGCCCAGGCAAGCGCCUAGGUCAAUUUGUUGUGCGGGGCCAGAAGAAGAAUUUGGACUAAGGCUGCAAGGAGUAGACAUUACCGUUUCUGAG